UUUGGAGCUCAGACACAGGAACACAAGCCAGAGCCCCGGUCUCUCCAGGCCACCACAGGAUAUAAACUGCUGCCCGAAAGCAAACUCCGGAGAACUUCAGUAACCUCCAGGAAAGCUCUGAGGUUAGGGAGGCUAUCGCAGCCAAAGAAGACAUGCGGAGUCUGCUGGCACUGCUGAUUGUGACUCUGGCCCUGGCAACGCCCUGCUAUUGUGAGAAAGAUCCCAAAGACCCCCCAGGAUCUCCCAAUGCUGCCAGCAUCAAGAUUACAAAGGAAGUUGCCAAUGCCUUUGUGAAGAGGCAGAAGAGGUCCACCCUGUAUGAACGGUACUUUGAGUAUUACAAAAGCCCAAUGGAGCAGAUGCAUGAGCGUUGUGAAAACUACCCGCCCUGUGACUAUCUCUCUGACCAAAUAGGAUUUUCCAUGGCCUACAACCAUUUCUUCGGGAGAUACUAAGGAUGGGAUGGUGACUUCGCUCAUUUUGCUUGGGACCAUUCUGAACCCCACAGGAGAAAGAAGAUUGCGGGUGGGAAAGAGGGGAAAAAACCAUCUAGACUUCAGUAGUCUCCCUAACCAGCUAGAACAACAAGGCAAUAAUUAUCCCACUUGUUUAGCUUUCAUUAGCUUUCUUCCUUUCAUCAAAAAUGUUUCUCUUCAGUUGUCUUCUGUGGUAUUUUGAGCUUCACCAGAAAUGAUUGAGAAGACCUCCUUCUAUUUGAAUCCUCAUGAUGCAGCAGGUGAAAAAGCUGAUUCCUCUCAAGAAAAUCAAUGUACGCCUUAGAAACAUAGCAAGACUUUUUGUCCGCUUCUACAAAAUGCAGGAGGAUUGUAGGAGAAUGUCACAGUGAUGUAAAUGUGAUGGAUCUGAUCCUGAGGUACUCACUGGGAAGAAGGUGGAACAGCUACCUCCUGGUACAAUGAGCGGGAAAGUUCAAUAUUUUCAGGUGGAAUAAUCACUGUAAACAUGUGCCAAUGUGGGAUCAUUUUGUUAGGUUAGAAGUGUGGAAAUACUACCAUAUAGACAGAAAUCUAGUUCCGGUACACUCUUCUGAUUAUUCUGUCACAAAAUUUCCCUGUAUAUCAAUAACAGAUAAAUACCUAAAGGUGUUUUUGAGGAGUCCUUUCAGAUGAGCUCUUCUGUUUGUAUGGUGCAUUCACUGACUGUCUGUAAAAAGCAACUUGGAAAUUUCUUAUUGUCUUUGUUACAAUUGGUUUCUGGUGAAACUGAAUAUACCCAAGAAGAACAAAAAAUCAACUGUUCCUCUCCAAUGCUUUAGCACUUAUGCUUGAAACUAGAAGUGUCUAAACAUCUCCAAAAAAAAGCAAGCAAACAAAAAGAAAGCGAUAAACUUUAUGAAAUAAACAAAAAGAAUAUCAGUUCAAGAAUGGAUUCAAGUUGGGUCAGCAUUUGGUUUAUUCAAGGCAGCUUGUAUCUCUCUGGUAUAAAUACACAUAAAAUACAUAUGUGCGCAUUUAUAUACAUAUCCUCUUUCUAGUGCACUACUUAAUUCUAUCUCCCUGUAUGAAUAUUAUAGCCUAGCAACUUUCUGCACAGCCUCCCUUGAUGUGCUGUGUCAGCUUUCCUUCCCUGAGAGGUAGAUGGCAGAUCCCAUUUCCAAGGUCAGGGAGUGCUGAGCCUCAGGAGACUGAGAAAGACUGAAUCUCUCUGGCUGUGUGUGAGCUGGUGCAGCCAUCCCCAGCUGCUGACUGCAAUAAAUACUGCUUACAUAAAGCAGGUUGGUGUGCUGCUUCUCUCUGUUCCUCUGCACACCUUUAUCUGCAGUUAAAGACAGGCCUGGAAGGUAAAGCCUGCUCCUGUGAACCCUGAGGAGCAGGAUCCAGGUUCAUUCUUCUAGAUUUCUUUCUCCCCUCCUGUGCCCCAGUGUGAACCAGAGGUGACUACAUUGAAAUUCAGGUCAUGAUCCCAGUACACAGUGACAGUGAGGGAGAGGAGGGCCAGGCUUUUCCUGAUUCACCAUCUACUGAGUUCAGCAUUUCUCGAAAAGACCUUGCCCUGAAGUAAGGACAUGGGAUAAGUCCACAGGGAUGGCCACCAGCGUGAGCGUGAGCAUCUCUUGUUUGGCAAACUGCUGUGACUUGCAUCGGCUAUGCUGACCUUGGCCAAGAAGUUAAUAAGUUAAUAAUAAGCAGUUAAUAAGUACCUCUGCUUGUCUUGGUCAAACACCUGGGACUAGUUCCCCUAUUGGCAUGAACUGAUGGGGCUUCACUGCUCAUAACGGACCUCUCCUCUGAACACCAUCUAGUAAAAAUGACAAAGUGCUCAUUGAAAGGAAUGAAAAUUUUGCCGGGAAAAACACCAGAGAGAUUAGGGAAAUCCUAGUAUCUGCUGUACUAACAAGUUAGGGGUUUUGCUGUUGUAUGGUUUUAUUUGCUAAACAAGAAAAUCAAGCUUCCUGUCUAUAUUUGCAUGUUUCUGUAUAUAUUCCCUUUCAGUAAAUAUUUUUUUCUGGGAAGUUGCACAGAAAGGCCUUGAUCAUGUCAUCUACCCUGCGUCGCCAGAUCUUUAUAUGAGCUGAAGUCAUUAUGGCCUUUGAGGAUCUGAGUGCACAAAUGAGAUUACAAAUUUACUGCUGGACUGGGGAAGCUCGAUUUUCACCUGAUCGAUGCAGAUUUAAGUACCAUUAUGAAUCCUCUGCUGCCAUCUUAUGGACAUUAUUUUUAUCACCAUGCGAUAAAUACAUCGCUUUAGAAGUGUUUGAAAAUGCAUAUUCAGUGGGCUUUCUUCCUCAUUCACCUCAUAUUGCAACAUAUGCUAAGAAGCCUGAAGGGAAAAAUAGGGACAUAAUCUGCAACUGGAUUAUAUACAGGUGAAUUUACAUUCUAGUGGGGCUGUUUAUCUUGGUUUUCAAGUUCCUGAUGGAGCCUGACACACUUUAGCUCCUUUUUAUCUCUACAUGAAUAAAAGAGGAGAUGCCUUUGAAUAAAUUCACAACCUCUUCUCUGGACUCACUUUUAGCAGUCAAAAUAAAGCCCAAGAUGACAGAGCAAUUCCAAGAAGGAGAGGUAGAUGGGCUGCAUUUAUCAGUUUGCAUCAUCCUUCACGUCAUCAUCUCCUAUCACCAGUGGCUGCAGAUACUGUCAGCAGCAUCAGCUGGUAAAGUGUUAUAGACCACUUUGAAGGGAACCCAGUGUGAGACCUUUAUGUGAUCUCUCACCCUGUUUCAGCAAUAUUCAGCAAAUGCUUUCUGUCCACAGAAUCCCCGCAGCUGCAACAAACGCCCCUUUUCCCAGGGAAUCUGGGACUGCAAAUCCCGUGACUGCAAGUGUCCCCCUCCCCCAGCCUAUCACUAACAGGCAAUGGAAAAUGGACUUCACUUCUCUGU
Messenger RNA from Chroicocephalus ridibundus (black-headed gull), 3343 nucleotides. Its product is annotated as osteocalcin-like. The coding region runs from base 153 to 455 and encodes 100 amino acids. Gene Ontology annotation, biological process: regulation of cellular response to insulin stimulus; response to vitamin K; bone development. Gene Ontology annotation, molecular function: structural constituent of bone; calcium ion binding; hydroxyapatite binding. The transcript has 4 exons. Lineage: Eukaryota; Metazoa; Chordata; Aves; Charadriiformes; Laridae. The record is from RefSeq and is a predicted model, not a curated record. Gene Ontology annotation, cellular component: extracellular region.